CGGAGGCACUCGAGGGGGUGGUGGCUGGGAGGGACUUGCGCUGCAGACCGUGUGGAACUCGGGAUCCAGGAAGCCAGAAGCUUCUCCACCCGGAGAACUGGGACAUGAGACACUUCUCUCCAGCGCGGGGCCCAGGUCUGGCUUGGCCAGGACAGGGGCACUCAGGACAGUCCCCCGUGUCUCAUUGACACAGUGUUUCGUGGGCGGAAGGAAGAGGUUGGGAGCAGUGGUGUUGGCGGCCCUUUCAGAUCUUCCCGGCAGGGAAUGCAUCAUCAAAUCAAAGUUAAAGGCGCAGCUGUGACGGGAAAGCCCUGCGGGAGGCAGUGCGGGAUCCUGGUGCUGUGCGACUUCAGUCCUGGCAUAGCCCUCCCUGAGCCUCUGGAGAGGAAUUUCCAGUGUGUGAGUUCAGGAAAGGCCAAGAGGAAGAAGGACUUACGGAUAUCCUGUGUGUCCAAGCCGCCUGCGCCCAACCCCACCCCCCCUAGGAACCUGGACUCCCGGACCUUCAUCACCAUUGGAGACAGGAACUUUGAGGUGGAGGCCGAUGACCUGGUGACCAUCUCGGAGCUCGGGCGUGGAGCCUAUGGGGUGGUGGAGAAGGUGCGGCACGCCCAGAGCGGCACCAUCAUGGCUGUGAAGCGGAUCCGGGCCACUGUGAACUCCCAGGAGCAGAAACGCCUGCUCAUGGACUUGGACGUGAACAUGCGCACGGUCGACUGCUUCUACACCGUCACCUUCUACGGGGCCCUCUUCCGAGAGGGAGACGUGUGGAUCUGCAUGGAGCUCAUGGACACGUCUCUGGACAAGUUCUACCGGAAGGUGCUUGAGAAAGGCAUGACGAUCCCCGAGGACAUUCUGGGGGAGAUUGCUGUGUCUGUAGUGAGGGCCCUGGAGCACCUGCACAGCAAGCUGUCCGUCAUUCACAGAGAUGUAAAGCCUUCGAACGUCCUCAUCAACAAGGAGGGCCACGUGAAGAUGUGUGACUUCGGGAUCAGCGGCUACUUGGUGGAUUCUGUGGCCAAGACGAUGGAUGCCGGCUGCAAGCCCUACAUGGCCCCCGAGAGGAUCAACCCGGAGCUGAACCAGAAGGGCUACAACGUGAAGUCCGAUGUCUGGAGCCUCGGCAUCACCAUGAUCGAGAUGGCCAUCCUGCGGUUCCCCUACGAGUCCUGGGGGACCCCCUUCCAGCAGCUGAAGCAGGUGGUGGAGGAGCCGUCCCCUCAGCUCCCGGCUGACCGCUUCUCUCCGGAGUUUGUGGACUUCACUGCCCAGUGUUUGAGGAAGAACCCUGCGGAGCGCAUGAGCUACCUGGAGCUGAUGGAGCACCCUUUCUUCACCUUACACAAAACCAAGAAGACAGACAUCGCUGCUUUUGUGAAGAAGAUCCUGGGAGAGGACUCGUAGAGGGGCCCCCAACCCAGAGCCCUCUGCGGGGCGAUGCUUGCCCACACCCAUAAGCUACUGCCACUGGCCGUGGGCAUCCUGGGAGGACUCGAGGGGCUGGUCCCAAGUGCCAAAGAACCAGACUGUCAGGGCUCCCUGCGGCCCUCAUGGGCCUACCAGUGCCUCUGUCCUGCUGCUUCAAGGACCCCAAGUCUUCAGCCCCCAAGACCCUGGACUUGUGGGGACCUGGAUACCCCCAGAUGUUGCCGCCCCUCACAGAGAAGGCAGCCGGCACCUGUGCACUGCCUGGCCCCGCCCGGAUGCCUUCAAGUUGUAUAUUUUUCUACUUCUUGACUGAAUGGACUUUGCACACUUUGGCUCAGGACUCUGUGCUGGGUGGUGUGGGGUGCGGACGGGUGAGCCAUGUGGACCUCGAGCCCCCUGAGGGAGACCCAGCUGCUGGAGCCCUCGCCGGGCGCUGCACGCAGGCCUCCCGGGACCCUGUGGCCCAGCCCCUCCUGUCACAUCUACUAGGGGCGUCGUUUCACUUUUUUUUUUUUUUUUUAAUUUAUCCUCUUUUUCCCUUUUGCUUUGUGGGUUUGGCUGGGUUUUUAUUGCUGUUGUUGUUGUUUGUUUUGCAUGGUGUGGAGCCACAUACGUUUUCUGCCACCCCCGGGGGCCAGCAGCCAAGACUCACCUCUGCUCGGGUGGCUCUAGGAGGUUGGCCUCCAGUCUCUGCUCAGAGACACUCCUCGGGGCUGGCCUGGCAGGCUAUAGAUUAGCUUUUCAUAAUAUGUGUGUGUGUGUGUGGGUGUGUAUAUACACACAUAUACAUAUAUGCUUUUUUUUUUUUAAGAAAGGACUACCUGUCCUGGGUUCUGUCCCUGAUGGGUGGGGGCAGUUACCUGUUUGCUGUUUUAAUAAAAAAAAAAAAGUGGAUCCGAAGGCGGCGUGAGACUGUCACCGUGAUGAGCCCACGCCUCGGGAGUGCCUGUGGCCACUGGAAGGACCCCUGCCCUGGGGUGGGGCUGGGCUGUGUGGUCGGGGGAGGGGGUUGCACCAGGGCCCCGGGGCGGUGCUGAGAGGCCGGUCCUGUGCUGGGUGCUGGGCGGAGCAGCAGACACAGGCCUGACCGCUGGUGGGCCUGACCCCUGGUCGUGGGAGAGCGCUCUGCCGAUGCCCUCCCCUGGAUGCUGUCCGCUCACGGAGGUGGGAUGUUGUCUUGGGCUACGAUGUUGUCCCAGUUUCUGAAAAACAGGCCCAGAGAGCUGAAGUGACGCGCCCCAAGCACCCAGCUGGUAAUGGUGAGAAGCAGCUUGGAACCAGGCCGUGUACCCUGGGAGGGGAGCUCGAGGGAGGCCUCGUUGCCAAGGUCCAGUCUGACCUGUGGUCCUCGGGUCUGGGCUGGGCGGGAACUGCCAUCACCACCGUCAGCAGCAGGAGUGACUGCUCACGUGAGCACAGCUCGCCCUUCGGCUGCUGUGCGGCUCAGGCAGUCGGGCAGGAGCAGGUUGGUCCCUGUAGCGCUCGUGUCCGCCUUAGCUGCUUUCUCUCGGUCCACACCCUUCGUGGGGACAAGGCAGGACCCAAGGGCUCCUCCCAGUUUAGCAAAGGGGCUCAGACUCCAGCUGCAGCCCCAGGUCUGGCUUGUUGGGCGGGAAGGGGUCACAUCUACCCCCCCCCCCUCCCGCCCAAGUCAUCAGCCAGGAGGGUCAGCCCACCCACAUCUCAGGGUUGAGAAUGCACCUCCCUAGUCCUCCAGGGGAACUCAGGGCAUCUUCUCUGGGGUCCUCUCUCCUCUACCUCAGCGCCCCUGUCCUCAGGCCCCCACCUGUCCUCAGCACAACCUGGUGCCAAAGAGCCUCCAGUCCAGGACAGCCUUCUGCCCACUAACCCUUCCCUGGCACACACUGAACACUUGAAGGCACGUCUGUGCUGCUCCCUCCCAGCCUCCCUCCAUGAUGAAGGCUGUUCUCACCUUGGGGUCUUUGCACAGACUGUACCCCCGGCCUGGGACCCCUUCCCCCAGGCCUGCCAGGCUUUGUCCGAGUAGAUCUGACUGCCACUGUGCUCGCUCAGCCUUUGUUAAUGAAUAAAACAUACAACAAA
This is a messenger RNA of Myotis brandtii (Brandt's bat), 3492 nucleotides long. RefSeq names its product mitogen-activated protein kinase kinase 3 (gene MAP2K3). Gene Ontology annotation, molecular function: ATP binding; MAP kinase kinase activity. Lineage: Eukaryota; Metazoa; Chordata; Mammalia; Chiroptera; Vespertilionidae. The coding region runs from base 265 to 1404 and encodes 379 amino acids. The transcript has 12 exons. Gene Ontology annotation, biological process: MAPK cascade; protein phosphorylation. The record is from RefSeq and is a predicted model, not a curated record.